CGCCUGCCGCCGCUGCUCGCCUCCCUGGGGCGCCGCGCCGAGCGCCUGUCGCGCGCGCCGCACGUCGACGUCCGCGACUACGAGAAGCUGAGCCACGAGAUCGCGUCUGCGGAGGCGCUGAUGGCACAGGCGCGCUCGCUGAUGGCCAAGUUCUGCGGCGAGGACGGCGGCGGCGGCGACGGCGACGCCGGCCCCUCGACUAGCUCCGGCUCCGGCCCUGACCCGGGCUCCAGCACUGGUUCCAGCUCCAGCGCCGCCAGCGAGGAGGCGCGCCGCUUCGUGUACGCGCUGCUGCAGGCGCCCAGGGCGGACCUGCCCGGCGGGCCGCGCGGGCUGCUGGCGGCGCGCGUCCGGGCCUUCUUCGCCGAGGCGCACAAGGCGUCGCAUAUGCUGGCGGACCCGGAGGUGCUGGACGAGGGGGACGAGCCGUGGUCGGGCAGCGGCGGGCCCUCCGCCUUCCCGCAGCCCGCGCGACGCGAGUUCAUCCUGCGCGCCGUGGCGCCCAGGCCGUCGCCCUGCUCGCAGCCGGCGCCGCACAAGAUGUGCGCCGUGCUGCAGCGACACGACUUUCGCAUCGCCGCCUGCUUCACUCUCGACACGACCUUCCACUAGCCGCGGGCCGGCUGCCGACCUGGCGAAACUGGAUGCUGUUCACUCUAUUCGCAUAUUUUAUCGCUGUUAUUUUACUAGCAAAGAGACAAAUAAAUAAAUGCUUAUUGCCUGUUGCCACUGCA
Molecule: messenger RNA, 734 nt
Organism: Schistocerca piceifrons (Central American locust)
Lineage: Eukaryota; Metazoa; Arthropoda; Insecta; Orthoptera; Acrididae
Product: rab3 GTPase-activating protein catalytic subunit-like
Exons: 3
Coding region: 121-612 (163 amino acids)
Source: RefSeq, a predicted model, not a curated record